AUGACGCACCACCUCCCGUCUCGAGACUCCCCCUGCACGCUGAGCUGUGGCAGCAAGGGGCUGGGUUGUGGGGAGCCGUCCGUUCAUUGUGCAAGACAAGCAAUUUCGCCUCUUUCUAGCGGCUGCUGGAAAUGCACACAAUUCUUUGCGCUCAGCGACGCAUAGAUAUGCGUAGCUCUCCUUAGGUGUGUCCCAUCUUCGGGGGAUUUGGGGUUCGGCGCGCCACUUACCGCCUCGAGCUUCGACGUCGUGGCGGAGUUGCGUCUGUUUGAAGCCGUCAUCUCGAGUUUUCGGUGACGUCACCAAUACAUAUUCCAACACGUUGGUUCUGGCUCUUGCGAGGAUAUGCUGUUUUUCGUGCAGUCGCGAGUUUAUCGUCCGCGCGCACGCUUUUGCCGAAAAAAACGCGCGUGGCGUGCUGCCCUCAGUCUCCCGGUGUCGUCGCACCCGUUUUCGACCGCCGGCUUUAUCUACACGUUCAGUUUGUUGGGGGUGAAGUUCGUGUGGGUGAAUGGAUCUUCAGCCACGAGUUGUACGGAGCGACGGGCCGCAACAGAAAAAAAUUGGUUCUGCCGUGUUGAAUGGUGUCGGUUCGGGUGAGCUUUGUAACGUAUGUCCGUGACGCGCCGCAAUAUUUUGAGUGUUGACUGUUGCGCGUAGAGUUUGUCCCGGAGAGUCUGGCUGGUGGUUACCCCCGAGGCUCACU
Messenger RNA from Ectocarpus siliculosus, 706 nucleotides. NCBI's taxonomy places the organism in Eukaryota, Phaeophyceae, Ectocarpales, Ectocarpaceae. The record is from the annotation of a GenBank genome assembly.